AUGCAUCUCAAAUCUGAUCAUGACAAUUCAAUAGCCGCCAUAAGAGCAUUUCGACCCGUAAAGUAUCUAAGUCUCCACAGUCUUCGUAGCAUUCAAAAUUUACAUCAAAUGAUCGAACAGCAUAGCCCACCAUUGGAGGGACUCAUUAUGGGAUCGUCUGGUCUGGCUCAUUCGCAAUACCCCAGACUCGAUGUUUCUGGCAUCUUCCAGCUGGUUACUCAAUGUCCAAACUUAGAAGAACUACACCUUCAAAUUAAAAGGACAAUGGACAUUCAAGUAGAGUAUGAAACGUACAAAGCUCUCGGAGAAUUUUCGAACCUUCACAGCCUUAUGCUAGAUCUUCAUUUCGACGCCCGACUAAAGCUAGCACAGCAAAGGGAACGUUCUCCAAAGAAUAGAGUUUUCUACUUGACUACUUUGCGCGGUCAUUCCUGGUCAUAUGAUAUAACUUCCAACAUCCCGGUUCACCAAGUGCGGAGGAGAUUGGGAAGAGGGUGCGGGAGAUACAACAAGAGAAACGAGAAUCGUUACUUGAUUCUGAAGAAGACCAGGAGUUCUAUCUCCCUGAAGGACUUACACUGUUUCUCUAUAAUAUUUGGUCACAAGUCCCUGCGGGAAGUGACUAGUGAUCUUGUUGGACUAAGUUUUCCUUUAGAGGCAGGCACUACGUAA
Messenger RNA from Penicillium atrosanguineum, 672 nucleotides. RefSeq lists its product as uncharacterized. The coding region runs from base 1 to 672 and encodes 223 amino acids. The record is from RefSeq and is a predicted model, not a curated record. The transcript has 2 exons. Lineage: Eukaryota; Fungi; Ascomycota; Eurotiomycetes; Eurotiales; Aspergillaceae.